Messenger RNA from Naumovozyma dairenensis CBS 421, 1134 nucleotides. RefSeq names its product decapping nuclease (gene RAI1). The record is from RefSeq and is a predicted model, not a curated record. Gene Ontology annotation, cellular component: cytosol; nucleus. Gene Ontology annotation, biological process: NAD-cap decapping; nuclear-transcribed mRNA catabolic process. The coding region runs from base 1 to 1134 and encodes 377 amino acids. Gene Ontology annotation, molecular function: mRNA 5'-diphosphatase activity. Lineage: Eukaryota; Fungi; Ascomycota; Saccharomycetes; Saccharomycetales; Saccharomycetaceae. The transcript has a single exon.
AUGGCAAUUACAGCAAAUCUAUUUGUGAACCAAAAAGGUUCAACAACAUCAUUAAAACAACCAAAACAAUUUGGACAAUACUCAAGGACACAAGAAGGUGAGUUUUUAAUUAAUGAUGACUCAAGAUUAAACUAUUAUUAUUUACCUGACUCGGAUUUAGACAAAUAUUUAGAUUUAUCUAGUGGUAUAAAGAAAUUUAAAGAUUGCUCUAAACAAAUUGAAGAUCGAUGUAGUUUACGUGGUUUAUUGAAAACAAUCAUGAUCAAUGAACAACGCAAAGAUAUUCCUACCAAGGCCGAUAUUAUUACUUUCAGAGGUGUGAUGAGAAAAUUGAUAUCUGCAGCUUUUGAUACACCAGAAUAUAACCCGGUAGAUCUACGUAUAGUUUCGUUCGACGGUCAAAUAUUCAUUAAAGAUGUUACCAAACAAGAAACUCAAGAUCCAAUAGAUUUAAAUUGUUACACAGGCUACAAAUUCGAAAGUUUAGCAACCCUGUCUCAACCGUUACCUCUUGUGUCAAGAACUACUUUGGAAAAGAGACCUAAAAAGAUAAGUAGCAAUGGAGAUGAAUAUAUUGCCGUUGUAAAAACAGGUGUCGGUAGCAGUAAAUUGGUUUUAGGAGCAGAAAUAGAUUGUAUUUUUGAUUUUAAAGAAGAAAAUAAAGAUAAUUUAAGACAUUACGCCGAAUUGAAAUGUAGCACUCAAAUAAUCACUGCUGCUGAUGCUCAUAGAUUUGAAAGAAAAUUAUUCAAGACGUGGUUACAAUGUUUUUUAGUGGGUAUUCCAAGAAUUAUUUAUGGAUUUAGGGAUGAAAACUAUACUUUAAAAAGUGUAGAGGAAUUUUCGACUGAAGAGGUACCCAUAUUAUUAAAGGAACAUAAUCCAAAAAUGAAUACGAGUUGUAUAGAUGCUAUCAAAUGGUAUGGCCUUUUAACAGAAUGGCUGUUAAAAUUGAUCCCUAGAGAUUCAGGAGAUGAAAUUAGACCAUAUAGAUUAGUAUUUGAGAAUAACCACCUACGUUUGACAGAAAUAGAGAAAGGCGAAACUGAAUUUGAAGAUAUUGUAAAUGGGGAAUCAGUUUUAACAAAUGAGUUCAAAGAGUGGAGGAGGACCCUACGAUCUAAAUCUAAUUGA